Messenger RNA from Cheilinus undulatus (humphead wrasse), 5116 nucleotides. Its product is annotated as rho GTPase-activating protein 40. Gene Ontology annotation, cellular component: cytoplasm. Gene Ontology annotation, molecular function: GTPase activator activity. The transcript has 16 exons. Gene Ontology annotation, biological process: signal transduction; regulation of small GTPase mediated signal transduction; regulation of actin filament polymerization. Lineage: Eukaryota; Metazoa; Chordata; Actinopteri; Labriformes; Labridae. The coding region runs from base 1 to 2208 and encodes 735 amino acids. The record is from RefSeq and is a predicted model, not a curated record.
AUGGUGUCCAGGCAGCCGGGCAUGCAGCUGUUGUGUCCUCUGCCUUAUUCAGCUCUCAGCUCAAUCCUCGUCCCCCAACCACGCAUUCAGACGUCCUCUUCCCUCUGUCUGUGUCCCAGCCCUGCAUUGAAGAGAUUACAAGGAAGCAGCUUGCCAGGGGCAGGCAGCUGCUGUUUCCUACAGCUCGCGGCCGUUUUGGGGGGAAACGGCAGAAGGAUGCCGUGGGGGAGAGCUGGCUCGGCGGCCCUGUUGCUGCUCUCGGGCAGAAUCAUCCCACGGGCCAAGUCCAGAAAUCCCAGCCCCACCGAGAUGAGCGUGGAGCCCUGGGCCAGCCCGCAGGACCAGGCAGCCGCUGAAGACACACAAUCCACGCACUCGCCAUCCUCCCAGGAUCAGGAGCAGCACCCCGACAAACUCUGCCUGGACUCGUUCUGGAGUGAGGUGGAGACCAUUAGACAGGGGAGUGGCUACACAGACCUCGACUGCACCAGGAGAGACUCCAAACAGUCAGACGAGGGGGAACAGGAGGAGCAGUGGCUGGCUGAUGCUGGUUUGUCAGACCUCAUCAAUGAGGACGGCGAUGAUGUAGAAAAAGCAGUGAUUCUGUCCACUCUGACCCGGACACAAGCUGAGGCUGUCCAGCGUCGACUAGAAUCCUACACACUAUCUCUGCGUAAAAGGAACAAACCACCACCACGGGACGUCCGAGACGUCUUUAACUCCCCCAUCACUCAGACCCUCCUCCCUGAGCCCCAGCAAAGCGAGGAUCUACCCCAGGACAGCAUGGCAACUGUCACCAAAACACCGCUAUCAGCUGUGACUCCAGAGCAUCAGCGAGGAGCUCCCAAAGAAGAAUUCUUCAUCACUGAUGUGGCUUACUGUGAACAGGCUGUCAUCUUCCUCAAACAGGCCAAACUGCCACAGAAUAAAAUCCUCCGCAGGAAAGAGGACGGCACUUUGCCGCGGGUCAUCUGCCCAAAGUGUCGACUAGGAGUGACUCGUAUUCAGGAUCUCUCCCACGCUGACAUGAAGAAAGUGCGUCAGUUGGCUCUCAUUGACAUGACGGCGCUGUGUGACCUCUUAGGGCUCGAGGUCAAAAGACACAAAACCAGCAAGAGGAAAAUCUCAGAGAGUUCACUCUUCGGGGUGCCGCUGGCCACGCUGCUGGAGAAUGAUCAGAAAAUGAAGAACAACACAUCUACUCCUCUCUUCCUGCAAGCGUUGUUGUCGUUUUUGGAGAAGAAAGGAGUCGAUUCAGAGGGGAUCCUGCGGGUUCCAGGAUCUCAGUCCAGGAUCAAGCUGCUGCAGCAGAACUUGGAGACAAACUUCUACUCAGGGCAGGUCAGCUGGGACGAGGUGAGUCCAAACGACGCUGCCGCGCUGCUCAAGAAGUUCAUCCGGGAACUGCCAGCUCCUCUGCUCACCGCCGAGUACCUCAACACCUUCAGUGCUGUCAAAGACAUCACAGACCUGAAGCAGAAGCUCCACAUGUUGAACCUCCUCGUCCUGCUGCUGCCUGAGCCCAACAGGAACACGCUGAAGGCCCUCCUGGAGUUCCUUAAUAAGGUAGUUUCCAGGGAGAAGAGGAACAGGAUGAACCUGUGGGCUGUGGCAACCAUCAUGGCUCCAAACCUCUUCCUUCAUAAGGCCGUCCCAAGCAGAUUGACUGAGGGUGCAGAGAAAGGACACGCUGAGAAGGCAGCUGAUGUUAUGAGGCUCCUAAUCCGCUACCAGGAGCUGCUCUGGACGAUUCCUAACUUUCUCAUGAAUCAAGUACGUAGGCUGAAUGAAAAUAGUAACAGGCGUUACCAGUUCUACGAUCGCCGCAUCAAGAACUUGCUGAGGAAGAUCCACACUGACAGCCGGGAAAAACCCGACAAAAACACCUCAGAGCCAUGUCGUACGGUGAAGAUCCAGGUCGGGGAUCAAGUGAGCGGCACCAUGGAGUUCAAGCUGAACAUCAACUCUCGAGCUUCAGACCUGCUUGCUCAGUUUCACCGCCAGUGCCUCCGCAGCCCUGAUAAUGGAAAGGGCAAAAUACGAAGAAACGGCUCAGUGGCGUACCCUGACUGCGCUUUAUAUGAAGUGGGAGGAAAUAUCGGUGAACACUGCCUGGAUCCAGACACACACCUUCUGGAUCUGUACAACAGUAACCACGGAGGAGAGUGGGUCAUCAAGCUGAAACCCAACGCCGGCAGAGUCCUGUGAAGGACAGAUGGACAGAUCGGUGAAAAACUUUGCUGAAGAAGGACAAAGGCAGGAUCUAAAAAAGAUGAAAUCCACACGGGCCUCUGUUCUGCUCUGCUCCUUUUCCUCCUCGGAGCAACAAGCGAGCAGGAGACAGAUGGAGGAAGCAGAAACAGAGAGAUGGAGAAUCUGCCAGGAGCAGAAAAACUGUCUAUGAUCACAUGAACACACACUGCCCUCUACCUUCCUCUCUCCCCGUUUCUUCUUUUCUCUCCAUCAUCACUCUCCUGCAGUACCGUGGGGCUGCGAGCAAAAAGCUGCUGACGUGACUCAUUACUUCCGACAGAGAACCUGCUACACAGAAAAAAGAAGCAAGAGUGAACGGCCGGGCGGUUUGAUUCGCCCUUUUUUUAUUUAUCUCUGACCAUGACAAGCAGAUGGGGAUGCAGAGCACCUCUGGCUACAGAGAGCUCGAGCCCCACCCCCUAUUCUCAGGCCAGCCAGGCAACGGGAUUCAUGUUCUGAGUUUCAUUCUUAAAUGUUACACAGAAAGACAAAUGAUGCAAAGAUUUCUACCUAAAUUCUUAGCUAAAGUCAUACUAAACUGAAAUUUGUUUGUGACCUCAUUCGGCAUCUUAAGCUGUAGUGUUUAAACCUUUCAGUGUAGAGACUGCACACUGAUGGGAGAUGGAGUUAUUGAGCCUUAGCGGUCAUUUCACAUCACAUUAAAUCAGCGGUUCUCAACUGGUCAAGCCUCAGGAGACACCUCCACCUCUUCAAUGACAAAUCAUGACCAAGAAUUCUGGAAAAUGUUAACCUCUCAAAUUUAUUUCAUGAAAAACGUUGCAGCUUGGAAUAAAACAUGACUUAGCAAAGAGACAGGACAAGACAAAAAAUGCAUCAUUACAGAAGCCCAGGGAUGACAUACAUGCAUACAUUGUCUUUCCAUUUCCAGUUCUCACAUAAUGUGGUUGUUUAAUAGAAGUCUCCAAAAAUUAAUACACAAGUAUGAAAAAAGCAGUUUUUGUAUGCAAAGAUAUUGAGAUAAAUAUGUCAGCAUCCUGUAGGGCUAAACAGUUAAAUGAAAUAUACAAAUGUAUGUCCCUACAUCAUAGAUUUUUUUUGCAACAUUUCCACUGAAAACAGCUCCGUCACCCUCUUUACAUCCUGACCCGCCAGCUGAAAACAACUGCUUUAAAUGACCAACCGUCAAGAAGUGCAUUAAAAUGCAGCACAAUAAUCAGCUGUCUGCCAUAACCAGGCACCCUACAAUUCAGACUAAUUUAUAGACAGAAGGCCAACUUUGUAUUACUUUGAGUUUGAGUUUAGAUGGAAUCAUUUAUAAUUCUGGACACCUCCUUGUAUUUACCUCGCUGCUUUACCAUUUAAGUACAUACUUAAAAUGGUCGAAGGAAGGGAUGCAUCUGUUUUGCAUCAUAUCAGCCAAGAUGAGCCUUCUUAUUAGAAAAUAAUGUUUAUCUAUUGUGUUGCUGCAGAUUAAUGCUGCUGUCUGGCACAGCCAACUCCUGAUUCAGAGGCUUUUUAUUUAAAGCCAGUCUGACUGCAGAUUGUUAAUUUUUGAAGGCCACUCUCACAGACUGUUCAUCUAACAUGCUUAAACUUUCAAAAUAAAAUCACAUUACACUUCUGUUUAGGUAAGGUUAAAGGUAACAGUAGCAAACCAAAAGUUAAAAGUUAAAAUCCUGACGUGCAAAACCUGAUUAGAAAAAGUUUAAUAAAGCUGAGUAAACAGUCUGUUUACAGGAAAAUAGCUCAUCCACCAUGAAAACAUUGUAGCACAGCCAGCAUAACUUGUGUAGCUCCAUUAGCUGAAUAAGUUACGGAGCUAACGGAGCUAAGGCUAUGCUCACAUAUCUGCGUUUCUAAGCUCACAUUGCUACAGCUAAGUUAGCUACAUUGGCUUUUGAAGUAAUGUUAAUUAUGUAGAUAGCUUAGCUUUGUUAGCUAAAGCUAACAUUAUUUUUUCAUGAUUUUAAUUAUCAGACGUUUCUAAAUAAAGUUGAAUAAAAAAAAAAAAAGAAUUAGAACUGGAAAUCAGGCAAAUUACGGCACUUCCUUUCUGAGAGGAGUGAUCUGUGAGAGCAGCUGUCAGAGAUGUACAAUCUGCAGCCAGAAGUCUCGCUUCUAUUUCCCAGAAGCAAUGACUUGUUGGCACUUAAUGAGACUUGCAAGAAAUAAAAAGAUUAAAAGUCAGUCAAAUUGUUAUUUUAAAAAUUGAUUUUUCACAAUCGGUGCAUCUUUAGUUUUAUUGACAUGUAGACAUACAGAAGAAAUCUACUUGGGAAAUCCAUGCAUUUCUGAUUCUACUACUACAGUCACAGAAAGCUGUUUUCAGUUCAAUUGAUGCUGUAGAUCACUCCACACAUGUAAACAUGAUGACCUCAGAGCAUUUAAAUUGUACUCAAGUAGGAAUCUUUUGCAUCCUAUCCUUUUUGAAGAAACACAAAUCAUCAAGAACCAGUAGCAAAAGCAAACAACACAAGCUGACCUGAGAAUGGUGCAGGCUUUCAGCUCAGUUACUACCUGAACAAUCAGUUAAAUCAGCUGAGCCAUCCUCCUCUCUGCUCUCCCUGUUGACCUUUCCCAGCCGACACUCUUGAAAAAACAAACAAACAAAAAAAAACCUCUGUGUGUCUGCUCCUUUCUUCUCCUGUGCCAUUCAAGAGGGAACGACACUCUGAUGAACUGAUCUUAUCUGUGAAACCUGCGAUCUCCUGGGCCUUAUAAAAAAAUCCAUGGACUUCCAAGGACCCCUGACCUAAAAAGAACGGUGCUCAAAGAGUCUUUUUUUUCUUUAUGAUACCGAGGGCUUUGGUGUCACCACCUCGGGGACAGUUGCUGCACCUCUAAAGGGAGUUGUUGAGGACACAUGGUGAAGCUGGUCUUCAGUUCAUUUUUAAACACUACG